UACAAGAUAAAAUGGAUUAAAGAAGUAUAUUAGAUGAUGUGUAAAAAUAAAAGUGGACAAAUACUCUGGGACACAGAGACUAAUAAAAAAUGAAAAAGACAUUAUCCACCCAUCUUUUGUUCGAAGCGAGCGAAGGCAUCCAGGCGCGGCUAAAUUCAUAAUUUGCCCAUGCGCCUCUUCAUCGUCAAGGAGAUGAGGUUUUCCUCCUCCCAUUUGAUCAUCUUCUACGACGAUUAUCAUCCCCCAUAUUUUAAGCAUCGCCGCGGAGAAAUCGUGUGAAAUCUUCCUCUAGGGAUGGGUUCUGCGAGCUUUACUUUCUGGGAUGAUUGCGUGGAUCCCCGGCAAUUGGAAGCCAUGUGGAGGGAUCCCGAUGUGGCUGAGGAAUGGGUUAGCGCUGGUGAGACAAAAGGAUCAAAAGUUCACCUGUCCCGAGACCACGAGGGUCAGCCUUACUUGACCCAAACAGAGAUGAAGGCAGUGUCGAGUAUUAUUGUUGGAAGACAUUUUGUUUCCCAGAUAGACUCGGAUAUGCUAUGUGCAAUUGCUGAACUUGAAAGCGAUAGGAUGCCACUUGCUACACAAUACAACAAGAAAACAAAGGAAGUUAGCAUGGGACUCAUGCAAAUCUCCCUGAAAACUGCCGAGCGGAUAGCCAGUGAAUUGGGGUUCCGGGCAUAUGAUGUGGCAGGGAACUCAAAGCUGUUAUACUAUCCUUUUGUUAAUGUGUAUCAUGGUGCUGCAUAUCUGAAGUGGCUGUCAAAUUAUGAGCAAAAAGAAAGAAGUGAAGAGUUCAUUGUGAGGGCAUACAAGGGUGGUGUUAAGAAGGCAGCUCACAAGUCAACUUUAGUGUAUUGGAAGCGUUACCUUUCUGUCAAGGAAAACCUUCCAUCCAGGAAUUUCUUUGAACUUCGUCCCUUGCCUUAUGCUCCUUCAACGUCUGCUGCUGCUGCUGAAUCAGAAAAAAUAGGGCUUGUCAAUAUAACUUGGGAUUCGCAAACUUCGGCACACGACAUGGAAGAGAUGUGGAGCCAUCCAAGUGUGAGCAAAGAAUGGAGCAAGUCAGGGGAGAAGCGUGGAAAUGUCCGAUUUUCUCAUGACAAAGAGAAGAGACCUUAUCUUUCAAGGGUUGAGCUCAGGGCAGUGGCAGAAAUCAUCAUCAACAAGUACUUCAGUGCUAGAGGAAUUAAGCCGGCUGUGUUGUGUGGAAUAGCAGAGAUAGUGUGUAGGCGGUAUGUGAAUGGAGUGGGGCAACGGGUUGGGGUGAUGGGGAUAGACUACCCCACCGCAGGGUGGCUGCAAAAGGAGUUGGGGUACAAGGCCUACAGGGUGGAGUCGGUGGAGGAGCUGAGGAGGCCAUUUGAGUCACUGUACUUUGGGGCAGCCUACCUGGCAUGGCUAUCCCAUUAUGAAGGAAGGGAAAGGAGUCCCCAGUUUGUUGUUCAAGCUUAUCUCUCGGGGCCUCAGAACGCCGCAAAUGUCCCAGAGGAGGAGGAGACAGGUCCCAAUUGGUUAAAAUUCCUGGAGGCACUGAGCCAUUAUUGUGAGGGUGAUGAUGAUUUCAAAAAGGAGUUGGGUUUUUGCACCAUUUUAUGACCCCUCAUUGGACUCUACCUCCAACUUGAAUCCUCAAAAAAAUACACUAGUAAAUUAUACUACCUCCAGCUCGGAGUAUUUGUUCAGUUUUGACUUUUUUCAGUCAACCGUUUUCAACAUUUGACUUAUAAUUAAAUUAUAUUAAUUAGAUCAAAUAAUAUUUUGAAAAUAUUUUAUAUAACAAAUCUAAUAAAGUAUCUUUGUAUCA
Messenger RNA from Cuscuta campestris, 1801 nucleotides. NCBI's taxonomy places the organism in Eukaryota, Viridiplantae, Streptophyta, Magnoliopsida, Solanales, Convolvulaceae. The record is from the annotation of a GenBank genome assembly.